Molecule: messenger RNA, 2159 nt
Organism: Chiloscyllium plagiosum (whitespotted bambooshark)
Lineage: Eukaryota; Metazoa; Chordata; Chondrichthyes; Orectolobiformes; Hemiscylliidae
Source: RefSeq, a predicted model, not a curated record
AUUAAUAACCUGGAGAAAUCCAUUGCUGCUGCUCACACAUUCCUUCAAAAGAAUCCUAAAGAUGCUGCAAUGCAGAAGAAAAUGGCUUAUUAUAAAACCAUCCCAGACAUCGAGACUUACCUUGUUGAUGUGGAAGCACGGGAACAUGAGACGUUGUUUCUGAAGGCUGUGAAGGCUUAUAACGUUGGGAAUUUCCGCAGCUGUAUAACUGACAUGGAGCAUGCACUCCCUGAGUACUACAAAGUGUAUCAGGAAUGUGUCAGUGGCUGUGAAGAAUCAUGUGAUGUAACUGCUUUCAAGGACUUUUACCCAGCUGUGGCAGAUCAUUAUGUAGAAACACUGAAAUGCAAAGUGCAAUGUGACCAGAAUUUAACUCCCAAUGUUGGUGGAUUCUUUGUGGAGAAGUUUGUUGCGACCAUGUAUCAUUACCUACAGUUUGCGUAUUACAAAUUGAAUGAUAUUAAGAAUGCAGUGCCUUGUGUCGCUACCUACAUGCUCUUUGACCCACAAGAUGAAAUCAUGAAGCAGAACCUGAUAUAUUAUCGUUUUUAUCGGGACCAGUGGAGUUUACAGGAAGAGGAUUUCCAGCCUCGCAGUGAUGCUCAUCUCUAUUAUAACCAGACUCAGCAACAGAUUCACUUACUGGAAUUUGCAGAUACCUUCUUGCAGUCGGAUGAUGAGAUGGAAGUGUCUGAUGAAACAUUUUCCCAGAGUGAGGUAAAUACAACUGAUGAAGAGUUUGAGGGAGAAGGUGAUUAUGAGGAAGACAUCCUUGCUGAUUGGUGGCAGCAGCCAAAACAGAAAGGAGAUUUGGACGAUGUAUCUAAUUAAAUAUGGACUGGACAAUGUGCCCGAUACCUCAGACAUUUUGUGUGUGUGUGUGUGUGUGUGAGAGAGAGAUGAUGGAAAUCAGUGUGAUGGUCAAAGGUUACAAGUUGAGAGAUAAAUUUGUGUGUUUUAAUGUUUCCGCAAGCUGUUACACUGAGUGGGAAGGAUAAGAUGUGAGAAAGAGAGAGCGUGUGCAAGCAUCAGAGGUGCUGGAAGUUGGAAGAAUAUGUUUUGAAAUGUCACUGGUUUUCUGAAAGUCUCCAUAUUAAUCAACCUCAAUGUGCACCUAUUUAUGGUUUUAGAGAAGUUGAGUCAUAAAAUAUGAACAAACUCCUGGAAAUACUGAGCAGGUCAGGCAGCAUGUGAAGAGACACACCGAGUUAAUGUUCUGAGCUCCUUCAUUUCUGAAGAGGAGUCCGUUUGCUGUUUCUUUCUCUGUCGAUGCUGAGUAUUUGAUUUGAUUUCAUGUUUCUAGCAGCUGCAGUAAUUUGCUUUUACACAAGAAACAAAAUCUGACCUGUCCAGAAUUCUUUCUGCAGCAGCUUUGUACCUAGUCCGUUGCUAUAAUCUGCUCUGUCAAAGCCUGUAUCUACAGAAUCUUGCAGCACAAAAAUGAGGCUAUUCAGCCCCUUUGUGUCUGUGCAAGCUCUUCAAAAGAGCUACCCAUUCAUCUCUCACCCUGUAGCAUUAUAUGUUUCUCCCAUUAAAAUCUUCAUCCAAUUCCACUUUACAUUUCGGUCUGUUAUUCUUUUGCAGGUCAUUUCCAUUUCUUGUGCCCUCUCUGAGAGGGGGCUGCCUAUUGAAGAGUUGGGGUUGAGAGGGGGAGGGUGUGGAUGGGGCUCUGAGCUGAUGAACAACACCAACACCUUUUGCAACAUGAUAAAGGCAGGGAGGGAAGUAAUUGUUGGUGUUGGUGAGAGCACAAUUUCAACUGCCUACUCACCCAGACCUGAGUAUUAGUUAGUUCCCUGUGGGGUUCCCUGUAACGAACAGGGAACUUUGAACAGAAAUGUUGCAAAUAACUUUUUCUUUGCCUGUCAUCAUUUCCAGCAGCUUCCUGUUGGGUCUAUCCCAGUGUAGCCCGGGCUGAAUUAGUUGAUGUAAAGACAAUGAUGGCCCUGUAACUCUGUCACCGACCUGGCUGCAAUCUGCAGGGACUACUCAGAGAUUGAGUGAGACCUACACCUCUCCCUGUGAACAGGUGAGAAUGGGUUACCUUGGAUCCACAGUAGCAUCCCCACCUUUCCCAUUGUCGGUGUCUUUUAAAAAUAUUUAAUAAAUUAAAAUCUUAAAAGACAAUGAGGUGACACUAUUUCCUGUUAAUGGGCCAG